AUGGCUGCCGUCUCUGUCAAUUCCAACCCUGCCCAUAGCUCCGAAGCUUCCUCCAAGAGGUCAAAGUCGAACCAUGCUUCUAGCCCGUCUAUUGCAUCGAAGCCUGACACGAACGGCCUUGACAACCUUGAUAACCAACACUUCAAAGAACUGCAGAGGAGCUUGCGCAAUGCUGUCAAGAAGCUGAAUGCGACCGCCAAAGUCGACGCCAUUAUCGCAGAGAACCCUGGUAAAUCGCUGGACGAGCUUGUUACCGAGAAGAAAAUCAAUGCCGACCAGAAGGCACAAGCCUUGAAGAAGCCCUCUCUACAAGCCACUGUUACCCAGCUCGAGGAGCAGAUUGCCCAUUUGAAGGAGUUUGCCGCCCAGUGCGAGGAACGACUGGCGACACAGAAGGCAGAGCUUGAGCAAGCCCAUGAGGAGCAGCUCGCAGCUCUGCGGCAGCAGGCGGAUGCGAAUGCUGCUGAAGCCAGCAAUAAGGAUUUCACCCAGCAACUAUUGAGUUUGAGCAAAUUCCUCUGCGCCGCUGCCACUAUGAGACGUUCUGGAGAUGAAACCUCAAACGAGAGUCGUGCAUUCGAAGGCGUCCUGUACCAGGUCUAUGGAGGAACCCAGGAAGCUGUGUCGUCCAUGCUCAAAAUCAUCGACGGCACCGACGACAAGGUUGUUGGCGUUGACGGCACCACGCUGGAAAUUACCUACGGCAAAGUGAAGCAGAUUGCCACUGAGCUUGCCCCUGUUUCUGAACCCACAGCUGCUGAGGCAACGGCGCCUGAAUCGGACCCUACUGUGGCCAAUGCAGGCUAUACGGAGCUGCAAGACACAUCUUACGACUCCAAUGCUGCCGCUGCAAAUGAAUCGGCUGCGACGGAAGAACAAAGCGAACAGGUUCCUCCUCCUGCCCAGACUUUAACUACCGAUGGCGCCAACCAAGUGGCUGAGGCUACUUGGGAUGCCAACGCCACUGGAGCCGUGGAAACCUCGCCUACUGCCGAUGAAUGGGUCGAGGUGCCACGGGACCCUGCUGAGACUGAGACUGGUCUUCAAGCUACUCCUGCCGCUGCUGAGGCUGAGGUCAAAAGUGGCGCGGCUGUGACUCAGCCUACUGCACCCAGUGCCGAAGAUGUUACUGUCCCUAAGCCCCAGGACGACUUCGAGUCCGUCACGCACCAUCAACGCCAGCCUAGCCGGGGUAGAGGUCGGGGUGGCAGAGGACGUGGAUUCCGGGGACGUGGUGGCCGGGGUGGCCGGGGUGGUCGUGGCCGCGGUGGUGCCAAUGGCUCAUCCCCGGCCCCUGCUGCCAGCCAGUAA
Molecule: messenger RNA, 1311 nt
Organism: Aspergillus saccharolyticus JOP 1030-1
Lineage: Eukaryota; Fungi; Ascomycota; Eurotiomycetes; Eurotiales; Aspergillaceae
Exons: 4
Coding region: 1-1311 (436 amino acids)
Source: RefSeq, a predicted model, not a curated record